AUGCAAGAAACUGAUGAAAAUGAAGAAGAGAAUGUUAUGGGUGAUGAGGAAGGGGAGGGUAGUGAAGGUGAAGAGAAGGAUGGUCAAGCCGAUGAAGAUUCUGACUCAAAAGAAAAAAAUGAUAAUGGCAGUGAUGAUGAUGCCACUGAUAGUGAGGAGAAGAAUUUCGUUGAUUUCAAUGACGGCCCUACUCAAAUAGAUGUUGAGGCUACUGUUCAGUCCGGGGUAAAAGCAGUUGAGCUUAUGAUGUCUUCAGAUGGAAUUGGUGGUGAUCCUUGUAAACGUAUUUCGCUUCGAAAAUGUUGA
This is a messenger RNA of Cannabis sativa, 306 nucleotides long. RefSeq lists its product as uncharacterized. The transcript has 3 exons. The record is from RefSeq and is a predicted model, not a curated record. Lineage: Eukaryota; Viridiplantae; Streptophyta; Magnoliopsida; Rosales; Cannabaceae. The coding region runs from base 1 to 306 and encodes 101 amino acids.